AUGUUCUCCGUGGUGUUUAUUCUCUGGCUCUUUCAGAUUCCCAGUCUUGUCUGUGCCUUUAACAACAAUCAAUGCUAUUACCUAAUAAGAGAAGAUUUUCACCGUGAAGGAGAUGUGGUGCUUGGUGCAUUUUUCCCUGUUCAUACUUAUUACACCAUCCAAGAAAUUCCACAUUCCCAUCUAAUUGGGUAUUAUGAGGACUAUUACCUACAGUAUAAUUUUAAGAAUUACCAGUUUGUUCUGGCUAUGGUAUUUGCCAUUGAAGAGAUCAAUGGGAACCCCAAUCUUUUACCCAACAUAUCUAUUGGAUUUGAUUUCUACAAUGUCCGAUUCACUGAGAAGGACAUUCUUAUGAAUGCCUGUAUGUGGCUCACAGCACACAGUCGAAGAUACAUUUUACCUAAUUACAACUGUAAAAAGAGAAAUUUUACUGCUGCACUCACAGGCACAUCAUGGACAACAUCUGCCUACAUUGGGACAUUGCUACAACUCUUUAAAUUUCCUCAGCUUUCUUUUGGACCUUAUGAUCCUCUCUUGAGUGACCGAAGUCAGUAUUCUUCCCUCUACCAGAUGGCCCCCAAGGACACAUCUCUUUCACUUGGCAUUGUCUCUUUGCUGAUUCAUUUUAGUUGGUCCUGGGUUGGUCUCAUCUUCCCAGAUGACCACAAAGGGAAUAAAAUCCUAUCAGAUUUCAGAGAUGAGAUGGAAAGAAAAAGAAUCUGCAUAGCUUUUGUGAAGAUGAUCCCAACCACCUGGACUUUAUAUUUUAACAAGCGCUGGAAAUUUAUUGAUGAGAUCCAGGAAUCAUCUGCAAAUGUGAUAAUUAUUCAUGGUGACAUUGAUUCUUUACAAGGUCUGAUGAGAAGUAUUGGGCAAAAGUUAUUGACAUGGAAAGUGUGGGUCAUGAACUUUGAACAGGAUGUUACUUCUCAUGCUGAUUAUUUUAUGUUAGACUCAUUUCAUGGGAGCCUCAUUUUUACCCACCAUUACAGGGAAAGUUUUGAGUUUACCAAUUUUAUUCAAACAGUUACUCCUUACAGAUACCCAGAAGACAUUUAUCUUCCUAAAAUGUGGUAUUUGUUCUUUAAGUGCUCAUUUUCUGAAAUUGAUUGUCAACUUUUGGACAACUGUCAAGCCAAUGCUUCUCUGAAUGUAUUACCUAGACACAUAUUUGAUGUGUCCAUGAGUGAAGAGAGCUACAAUAUAUACAAAGCCGUGUAUGUUGUGGCUCACAGUCUCCAUGAGAUGUGGCUUAAACAAGUACAAAUGCAACCAUAUGAAAACAGAAAAGAGAUGGUGUUCUUCCCUUGGCAGCUUAACUCUUUCCUGAGAGACAUUCAUGUGAGAGACAACAUGAGUUUAUAUUGGAGAGAGAAGUUAAAUGAAGACUAUAACAUCUUUAAUCUUUGGAAUUUUCCAAAGGGUCUUGGACUAAAGAAGAAAGUAGGAACUUUUUCUGCAAAUGCUCUUCAGGGCAAACAGUUAUCAUUAUCUGAGCAGAUGAUACAAUGGCCAGAAAUAUUUUCAGAGAUUCCUAAGUCUGUGUGCAGUGAGAGUUGUGGGCCUGGAUUCAGGAAAGCAACUCUGGAGGGCAAGGCUGUUUGCUGCUACAACUGCAUUCCUUGCGCAGAGAAUGAGAUUUCUAAUGAGACAGAAUUAUACGAGAUUCAGAUCUAUUGCACCUUCACUGUAAUUAUUCCCAGCUCACGUUAA
This is a messenger RNA of Psammomys obesus (fat sand rat), 1713 nucleotides long. RefSeq names its product vomeronasal type-2 receptor 116-like. Gene Ontology annotation, molecular function: G protein-coupled receptor activity. Gene Ontology annotation, cellular component: membrane. Bases 1 to 1713 code for a protein of 570 amino acids. The transcript has 6 exons. The record is from RefSeq and is a predicted model, not a curated record. Lineage: Eukaryota; Metazoa; Chordata; Mammalia; Rodentia; Muridae. Gene Ontology annotation, biological process: G protein-coupled receptor signaling pathway.